This is a messenger RNA of Condylostylus longicornis, 3010 nucleotides long. RefSeq names its product protein phtf (gene phtf). NCBI's taxonomy places the organism in Eukaryota, Metazoa, Arthropoda, Insecta, Diptera, Dolichopodidae. Gene Ontology annotation, cellular component: endoplasmic reticulum. The coding region runs from base 364 to 2853 and encodes 829 amino acids. The record is from RefSeq and is a predicted model, not a curated record. The transcript has 12 exons.
UCUAACAUAGGCCAUCCAAAAUUCAUUACAUAGGAAGAAGCGAUACCAAGAAAUACAUAAUAUAAAUAUUUAAAGUUAUUUUUAAUUUUGUUGAAUGAUAUAAGCAAUAUUUUUUAUAUCGUAAAUCAAGAUCGAGCAAAUUUGAAGGAAACAAAUGUUUUAGUACUGGUUGGGAGAGAAAUAAAUCAAAUGAUUUUUCACAUACAUUUAAAAAGUUGAAAAUAUUGAAAAUUAAAUAUUGAAGAAAUUUACAUAUUGCAUAAAUAUACGGCCUUAGCAAAUCUUAGAUUUAUGGCAUUUUUUAAUUUUGAAUGAAAGUGUCAGUUUUAUGUAUAUAAACAACUACGGGUACUUCAUCCUAGCAUGAAAAUAGACAAAGCUGUUGCAUGGUAUCAAAAAAAAAUUGGAACUUACGAUAAGGAACAAUGGGAGAAAACUGUUGAACAAAAAAUAUUAAAUGGAAUUAAAAAUUUAACGUUAAAAAAUGCGAAGCCAAAAACUGAAUUUAUUGACGUUGAUCUUGUAAGAGGUUCCACAUUUCCAAAGGCCAAGCCAAAACAGACAUUAUUAACCGUUGUAAGAUUGGCGAUUUUAAGAUAUUUUUUUCUCCCAUUAUAUGCAAAAUGGUGGAUUUUACAAACUUCACCACAAAUUUUCCUUGUUUUACUAAUAUUAUAUAUAACUCAACUAAUAAGUUGGACUGCUUAUAGCUUUAGUUUUCGGCAUAAUAACAGUAAAAAUUUUGAUUACUCGUAUCCCACGGCGGAGAUAGUUAUACCUAUAUUAUUAGGCUUAACACUAAGUUUAAUUCACUCCCAAAUAGUUGCUACAAGUUCAACCAAUACUAAUACUAGAGCUAGAAGGAAACUUUCUUUUAACUCCUUUGGAAACAAAAGUAAGGAUACGAUAAAGAGGAGAAAGAAAUUAUCAAAAACUCGUCCAACAGAUUUGGGAAACAUUCAAAUAAACAAACUUUCUAACAGGCCAUGCUUAAUAAAUCAAAUUAAAUGCGAUAAUAUUCCGAAUCUAGAUCAUAUUGAUUCAAAGCAAAAUCUUGAAAGUAAGGAAAGAAACAUACAAGAAUCAUUAAAAGUAGAAGAUAAAAAUAUUAUUAACGUUAGUCCAAAAAAGCGUAAUGUGUAUUGGGAUUCCCCAGUUCACAAUUAUGUCGUUGAAUCUAGUCUCAACCCACUUGAAAUAGAAUUGAAUAUGACCAAGAUUGAGCAAUCUGAAAGCAUAGAAGAAACAGUUAAAAAUUUUUUGGACGAUUUAAUUUCAAAAAUAAACCAUUCUGAAAUUCGUUCGACCAUUAAACAAAAAUAUGUCGAUGAUGACGGUUUCGAAAGUUUAAAUGGAAAAAGUUCGAGUGGAGAAGAAAUGCAAAACCAAAUGAAACGUAGCAUCUCUAAAAUAUGCAAAGAAUUCGUAAAUCAACAUCAUGGCCUGAGUGAUAUGCAUGUGGUAGAUAACUUAUCCAUUUUGCGCAAUAGAAAAAACCGUUUUUCAUCAGAAUCAGACAUGGAACAUAAGUUGGAAAGUAAACUUGGAAAUAAAUUUGGAACAUUUAAAGUUAUAGAUAAAGCAAAGAAUCCGAAAAAACAUGACGAAAGCAGCGAAAUGGACGAGGAAGAUGAUGAUGAAGAUAAAAACUUGCGUAAGAGAACUUUUGAUAUAAAUAGUACUGAAUGUACAACAUCUGCAACAGAGUGGCUUGGGAUAACUACCAACAGUGAUGAGUGCAGUUACAGCUCGGAAUUCGAAAAUGGGGACGGAAAUAGCUGGCAACAAGAAAAUACGCCUAGUAUUAUAUUGAAUUCUGGUGGAUCCAGUGAUAAGAUUAGUUGCACUAUUUGGGACGAUUUGGAAAUGAAAAAGGCUGAAAUGACCGUGUUAGACAUCUCCACUAGUAUAAUUGAAAAAGUAGAAGCAAUGCCAGAAACUUGUGAUUAUAUUUAUAUUGGAUGUGCAUUUUCAUUAUUACUUUCUUUAGCACCAACUUUAUGUCGUUUAUGUGAGAUAACUAUUGACGAAGAAAAUUUUGCGGAAAUAAAUUACUUGGAAAUUCCCCAAUUGUUACUAGAAAAAGCGUCUUUUUCAAUAGUCACGCUCUUAUGUUUCGCAUUUGGAAAUACUAAAUGGGAAAAAACGGUCUUAAUAUUAGGAUUUCUACAAAGAUUUUGUUUGAAUUUUCUACUGUUUUUCCUAUUUGCAGUAGCAGAGAGAACUUUUAAACAAAGGUUCUUAUAUGCAAAACUUUUUUCGCAUUUGACAUCAUCACGCAGAGCGCAAAAAUCGAAUUUACCGCAUUUCAGAUUAAACAAAGUUCGAAACAUAAAAGCUUGGUUAAGUGUUAGAGCUUAUUUAAAGAGACGCGGCCCUCAAAGAUCUAUUGAUGUUAUUGUUUCUGCAGCGUUCAUGAUAACGCUCUUGUUGCUAGCAUUUUUAAGUGUGGAAUGGUUAAAGGAGUCCGUGACCUUUCACUCUCAAUUUACAUUAGAAGCACUACUGUGGUCGUCUGCUUUAGGAAUCUAUUUAUUAAGAUUCAUGACUCUGGGAAAUAAGAUCAAUAGAAAAUAUCGCAGCGUUUCAGUUUUAAUAACUGAGCAAAUAAAUUUAUAUCUCCAGAUUGAGCAAAAGCCAAACAAGAAAGAAGAACUUAUGGUAUCAAAUAGCGUUUUGAAGCUUGCUGCUGAUUUAUUGAAAGAACUGGAAUCGCCUUUUAAAAUAUCAGGCCUAAGUGCAAAUCCGUACCUGUAUACAACAAUAAAAGUAGUCAUUUUAUCAGCUCUUUCCGGAGUUCUUAGUGAAAUGUUUGGUUUUAAAUUAAAAUUACAUAAAAUCAAAAUCAAAUGAAUUAUUUUUUAAGCUAUAUUUUCAAGGUUAGAAGUGUAAAAAAUUAUUGUGAUAACUUUGAAAAAUUCUUUAUAUUUUCUUAUUUAGUGUUAUCUAUAAAGAAUGUAAUGAACUUAGCCAUAUAAUUUAAAUAGAUAUUCUUUUAGAUGCAACUAAA